Messenger RNA from Dacryopinax primogenitus, 1665 nucleotides. RefSeq lists its product as uncharacterized. The transcript is spliced from 2 exons. Bases 76 to 1665 code for a protein of 529 amino acids. Lineage: Eukaryota; Fungi; Basidiomycota; Dacrymycetes; Dacrymycetales; Dacrymycetaceae. The record is from RefSeq and is a predicted model, not a curated record.
ACGAUUUACCCUCUCCUCCUCCUCCUCCUCUUCACCUUCUACCACCACCCGCUUCAUUAAAAGUUAGGCAAUGCAAUGCCAACCCCAGCGCGGUCGUCCGCUCCACCCGACAGGCACGCGCCCGCCACCGACCCCCGUCCACCACGUCCCAGCGCAAAAGCGCUCGGCAAGCGCAGGGAGACGUUCCACGUCUUAUCGGCAGAGCAGGAAGGUGGGGAGAGCGAGGUGGCAGCGGGGGAGGGGAAGGAUGCUGGACAACCCAAGAAACGUGUCUUACCCUAUCGAGCGAGGAGGGCGGGCAUGGGUGGCCUGGGAAGCAACCUCGUCGAUGACCAGAUUAUGCACUAUAUCCAGCAGAGAGACGAGAAACCUCUUAUCCCAGAAAACGCAGUCUUCUUGCUCACGACCCGUGAGAAGGGUUUGCCAUCUGUCGAUGGGCCUGAGAGGCCCCUCCCGCUGCUGUCCAAGUCUGUGCCCGCGGCGUCCUCGUCUACUCCCUCUAAACCUCCAUUCACGCGUCUCACCGAUGCCGAGCUCGUUGGGAGUCGCCUGCGUGCCCGAGCAGAAGAGGUCGAGGAUACUUCUGAUGCGGCGUACCUUGCCCGACAUAGGAAGUACGAGGCUACGGAACGCAGGCAGCGGAAGCGUGAGGUGGAGAAGCUGACACAUGAGCACUACCUCCUGAAGCAGCGACUGAACGAGUACGUGCUUAUGGACGCCGCUGCGUUCGGAGGGGAGGAGAAGAAACGGGCCAUGCUAAGAGGCGCAGAGGAGCUCGACCAGAAGUACCAGGCGCUCUUAGGCCCCAGAGUGGAGAAGACUCAGAAGGAGACACCUGGUGAAGCAUCGGAGAAAGCGAGGGAAGACCUGGCGAGCUCCACCUCAACCCGUGGAAGACCGAGGGGACGGAUGUCCGAGCCACCUGUGCACACCCCUAACAGAGGUCGUCCAAAACAAGCGACGACAUAUUCACAUAACAACUCUGCGCGUUCUACACCUCAACCUCACUCUCACCCCCAUCAGCAUCCUCAUUCUCAGAACCGUGUCGCCGAACUUCGCGGCAUCGACGCCCCCUCCAUUGCAGGGUACAUCGCUGCCGCUGCCUCUGCCUCGCCGAUAUCCGACCCAGGCACCCCUAUGGCCGCAUCCCGCCCCCGCUCCCAGCAGCCACUAUUCACCACGACACCACUGCCAAUCCACCGCUCUCAGCAGUCGACCAACUCUCACACCUCACCGAACUCAGUCGUGCGCAUUCACGGACGCGAUUCGCACGGUCGGUUCGCGCCCAAGCUCAGCAUCGGGCUAAAGCGCACCGCCUCAGGACAGCUUAAACUCGGGAGCAGCAUGGACGCUGCUGGCUGCCGAACGCUGACGACAUACCGCUCUGUGCCUAACCUGUCGGCACGCAAGCGCACCCCGCCGCCGCAGACACCCGUCCUUGUACGCGCUGCUUCGCGUCCCUCUAGAGCGGAACGUAACCUGCGCAGACCGACAGCGUUCGGCGUCCCUCUAGGAGCAGGAGUGGAAGAAGAACGAGAGUUCCAGAUACCCACCUGGGUGGAGGUCCGAUAUCCUGAGUCUGAGGUACAGCAGAAGACGAUGGACACUGGACAUUGGUUAGAGGAGGAGGAGAAGGACGAAGAAGAGAUGGACUGGGAUGUAUAG